AUGUCUUGGAUUGAAGAGUGCGCUUCACCUGUGCCGUAUCACAUUUCACGCCCAACGCUUACAUCAAAUUCGGUAAGCGAUAACAUAUCCCCAAAUAUAGCUGCAGCAACAACUAGUACAGUGACUUCUUUGACAACCUCAAAUGCGCCAACAACAACAACCACAAACACACCGGUACCUGCCAACUGCACAGCGAUGUCAAAAAACCGGCCUAUUCUUGCUGAACAAGCACAAAUCGGCUUGAGUGAAAGCACUUACACUGGCAACAAAGCUUACGCAUUGAAUGAAAGGGAGCAACGUUAUCAAAUGAGGGUUAAUCGACGACGGUUAAGAGAUGAAUCUAACCCCCUAAGUACGCCUGAUUCAAUAUUUAUUGCGAACUAUCGUUUUAGUAAGAGUGCUUUUUUAGAAGUAUUGAACGAGAUAACUCCAUUUGUCAGGGAAACAUCUAUACCGUUACUUAUCAAGCUAGCAGCCUGCCUUCGAUUCCUCGCAGAAGGCUCAUUCCAAUGUUCUGUCGGCAAGGAUACUGACAUUGCUUUGAGUAGAAGCACAGUAUCUAAAAUAUUGUCAGAAAUUAUCAAUGCUUUGGAAACUGUGCUGUGUCCUAAGUGGAUUAAGUUGGACAGAUCGGCGGAGGAUUUGAGGAAAUGCAAACUACAUUUUGUGGAAAAAUUUGAAAUCCCAGGUGUAAUUGGCUGUAUUGAUGGAACUCACGUAGCGUUAGUAAAACCUUUGGAGAAUGAGCAUCUUUUUUAUAACAGAAAAGGUUACUUUAGCAUAAAUGCAAUGAUUAUUUGUGAUUCCGAUAUGGUUAUACGAGCAGUAGAUGCAAGCCGGCCUGGAUCAAGCCAUGAUGCUUUUGUUUUUAAUAUGAGUAAUGCAAAGCAACAUUAUUUGUCAAAAUAUGAAGCUGGUGACCGCGGAUCCUGGUUACUUGGUGAUUCCGGAUUCGGAAUAGAAGCAUUUUUAUUGACACCGUAUAGAGAUCCUAAUCCGGGAUCACCACAACAUAGGUUUAAUCUCCAACAUGCCAAAGCUCGUAAUAUCAUAGAGAGA
This is a messenger RNA of Rhagoletis pomonella (apple maggot), 1059 nucleotides long. Its product is annotated as putative nuclease HARBI1. Lineage: Eukaryota; Metazoa; Arthropoda; Insecta; Diptera; Tephritidae. The record is from RefSeq and is a predicted model, not a curated record. The annotation marks the transcript as partial. The transcript is spliced from 4 exons.